Molecule: messenger RNA, 693 nt
Organism: Lachancea mirantina
Lineage: Eukaryota; Fungi; Ascomycota; Saccharomycetes; Saccharomycetales; Saccharomycetaceae
Source: the annotation of a GenBank genome assembly
AUGACCAAAGACAUACCAAACUACUGUAACAAUGAAGAUCCCGGUGUUGUACGCAUCUUCAUCAUAAGACAUGGUCAAACGGCCGAAAACGCGGCGAAAAUACUGCAAGGACAUCUCGAUACGGAUCUGAACGAUGUGGGACGGGAUCAAGCGGAUAAAUUGGGUAAGUACUUGGCGGAAGACCGUCAAAUCAAGUUUGACAGGGUUUACACAAGCGACUUGAAACGCUGUCAGCAGACGUUGAAGCAGAUUUUGACGCAUUACGCUGAAAACCCCGAGAUCAUAGUGCAACCGGGAUUACGCGAAAGAGCCAUGGGUGUGAUCCAAGGGAUGCACAUCCGUGCUGCUGAACAAUAUGCUGCUGACCACGGGAAAACUUCGUUCCGAGAAUUCGGUGAGAAACCGGACGCAUUUCAAGAACGACUCACGGGUAAUGUACUCACACUGGUUAAGGAAUCUGAACAAGAUGGACUGGAGAAUAUCGCAAUGAUAAGUCAUGGUGGCUCAAUCCGGCAACUUUUGAAAUGGCUCAAUUAUACGGAACACGACAUUCACAAGAUUAUCGUUUACAACACGUCUGUUACUAUAAUAGACUAUAUUAAAGAUACUGCAACGUUUGAAGUUAAAAGAGUCGGUAAUACUCAACAUUUGGGGCAAGGUGAGUUCAUUGUUUCGGAUAUGAGGUUGCGCUAG